Molecule: messenger RNA, 2045 nt
Organism: Danio rerio (zebrafish)
Lineage: Eukaryota; Metazoa; Chordata; Actinopteri; Cypriniformes; Danionidae
Gene: tnmd
Product: tenomodulin
Cellular component (GO): membrane
Source: RefSeq, marked validated
CUUUCUGGAUCCCAGUGAGAGGAACUUCUGGGUGGAAGAAGGUUUUCAGAGAAGGUUGUCUUCAGUCUGGCUACAGUAAUGGAGAGUAACUCUUACUUCAACAGUCAACAAGUUCUUUGCAAAGAUGUUGAGCUGGGGAAGGAGAAGGACAGAAAGGCCAGGUAUCGCACUUACCAGUGUGCCGCCAUCAUUCUGAGUGUGGUGUUCCUGAUUCUGGCCCUCUGCAUCUUCAGUCUCAGAUAUAUAUGGAGCCCAAACCUCGGGAAGGUGUAUGAUCAUCAAUAUAAAGCUGUGCUGGAUGGAAUAGAGACCGAGGGCAUGAUGGAAAUCCAUCCAUCUGAGCGCAUCGAGAUCUUCAGGAUGGGAAACGGCACUGACGAGGUCCUGGAGGUGCACGACUUCAAGAACGGCAUCAUGGGCAUCCGCUUUGCCAAGCACCAGAGAUGUUAUAUCAGAAGUCAAACCAAGGAGCUGCCCAAGUUGGACACAAAGACUGUUGAUGUUGAGGUAACUGAGACGGGUGAAGUGGAUAUGCAGAUGGUGGACUCUCAGAUAUGGAUUCCAGCCGAAGAGCCCAUCUCCAACAAAACAUUCCUGUCAAAUUCCAAGAUUGGGGAGAUUUGCCAAGACCUCCCCAUCCACUGGAUCCACCCAUCUCCUCUCAGAGAUUCUGAGUUUCACGAUAUAGAUGAUGUUGAAGAGACCCCAGAGCUGGAAGCAAGAGGUCCGCGUCAGGCCCGAGACGUCAUGGACCACUUACCAGUAAACGACUAUAGUGAAAUGGGGCUGGAGCUGGACAACAGCCUAGAUGAGCGAGGCUACUGCUGCCAGUACUGCCGCCGUGGGUACCGUUACUGUCGGCGAUACUACGAGCCCCUGGGUGGCUUUUGGCCAUAUCCCUACUAUUACCAGGGAGGACGGGUAAUCUGUCAGAUUGUCAUGCCCUGCAACUGGUGGAUAGCACGAAUGCUGGGACGAGUUUGAGGAUGCCGGAGGGAACCAGAGGUGCUAUGCUGCUCAGGGGUUUGCAUAGACAAGCUUUUACACUUGUACAAAAAGUCACAUAAACACUCAAGGAUUUUUUCAUCCUCUGUGUAAUAAAAACCAAAAUUAUGUUAAAAUAAUGCAAAACAUUGCUCGAUUUUCAAUUGAGCGAUUUUUUUUCAUAAUAUAUGUUACUUGUUAGAUGAGGGAAAUUAUAUAUCUCAGGUUCUAUGGGUUUGUAUGUUCCCCCCCACAUAAUCACCUAUUAGCAUUCAUUAGUUUAAUUUGUGGUACAACAAAUGAUUUCUUUUUUAAUAGUACAAAUAUACUGCACGUCAGGCUAUUUUCAACAGCGUUUGCUUGUAAUUAUUAUGCAUGCAGUUUUUAUGAGCAUAUUAAUUUUGAAACCACAUGGAAUAUUAGUCUCUCAAUUAGCAUGGUUGUAAAAACUGUUAUUAUAUAAUUAACUGUUUAAAACAAAGCUAGAUGGAGUCUAUCAUAUUAAAAUGGAAGUAAUCCAUGGCAACUACCCACAUAUACAUGGCUUAUACAUAGUUGAAGUCAGAAUUAUUAGCCCCCCUGAAUUAUUGGCCCCCCUGUUUAUUUUUUUCCCCAAUUUCUGUUUAACGGAGAGAUUUUUUCAACACAUCUCUAAACAUAAUAGUUUUAAUAACUCAUCUCUAAUAACUGAUUUAUUUUAUCUUUGGCAUGAUGACAGUAAAUAAUAUUAUACUAGAUAUUUUUCAAGACACUUCUAUACAGCUUAAAGUGACAUUUAAAGGCUUAACUAGGUUAAUUAGGUUAACUAGGCGGGAUAGGGUAAUUUAGCAAGUUAAGUUUAGCAAGUGUAUAAUGAUGGUUUGUUCUGUAGACUAUUGGAAAAAAUAGCUUAAAGGGGCUAAUAAUUUUGUCCCUAAAAUUGUGUUUAAAAAAUUAAAAACUGCUUUUAUUUUAGCCAAAAUGAAACCAGUAAGACUUUCUCCAGAAGAAAAAAUAUUAGCAGACAUACUGUGAAAAAUUCCUUGCUCUGUUAAUCAUAAUUUGGGAAAUAUUUAAAAAAA